AUGUCGAGCUCAGCGUCCUCAGUGGUGUCCGCCUCCCCUUCCUCCUCUCCCUCGCCCUUUACCAACAGUAACCAGAACAGCAGCGGAAUCUCGUCCUCCCUCUACCUAUUCACCUUCCUCAUCACCGUCCUCGUCCUGGGCGCCAUAUCCGGCAUCCUCCUCUUCCGCGCCUACUACGUGCGACGCCGCUAUCAGGCCCAGGUCGAAGAGGCGAUCCGCAAUAAUCAGCCGGUGCCUGUGCAGGCGGCGCGGGCGCUGGGGCUUUGGAGGCCCGAGAGGGGCAGAGGGGGAAGAGGGGGAAAGCCAGAAGAGAGGUUGGGGCCGAUGCCGGGCAUGUGGGAGGUGGAGAUGGUUUUGGAUAGGAAGGCGGGGGAUGUGGCGACGGAGAGCAGAGAUCGGGAUGGUGGCGGAGAUAGGGGGCUGAGAAAGUGGGACGAGUUUACGCCCGUCUCCGUCGUCCACUUCCCCUCCAACCCAGACCCGGAACCCUUCAUACCCCAAUACAUAAUCCCCCCACCCACCACCCGCCGCUUCACCCCUUCCUGGGUACCUACACGGCGUCCCUUACCGCGCAUAGCCGUCCUCCCCGAACAAACCCUCGCCAAUAUACCGAGGGCCGGACCAAAAUAUACCAUCCCGCCUGCAGGGGAAGAAGUGACUGUGGGGGUGUUGAUCGCGUUACCGUUCGAAGAAAAGGCGGGGAAUCCGUGGGAGAGAAAAGACGAUGAUGGGGAGGGAGAAGUAGAAGGAGAGGUUCCGCAGGUGCUGUUAGGGGUCGUAGCGGUCAGAACAGAAUGA
Dioszegia hungarica is the source of this 798-nucleotide messenger RNA. RefSeq lists its product as uncharacterized. Lineage: Eukaryota; Fungi; Basidiomycota; Tremellomycetes; Tremellales; Bulleribasidiaceae. The coding region runs from base 1 to 798 and encodes 265 amino acids. The record is from RefSeq and is a predicted model, not a curated record. The transcript is spliced from 3 exons.